This is a messenger RNA of Mizuhopecten yessoensis (Yesso scallop), 3380 nucleotides long. Its product is annotated as WSC domain-containing protein 1-like. The coding region runs from base 1786 to 2883 and encodes 365 amino acids. Gene Ontology annotation, molecular function: sulfotransferase activity. NCBI's taxonomy places the organism in Eukaryota, Metazoa, Mollusca, Bivalvia, Pectinida, Pectinidae. The record is from RefSeq and is a predicted model, not a curated record. The transcript is spliced from 4 exons.
UGACCAUGUCAGCGCGACUCUGACAACGGCGCUGUAUACAAUGUAAUUCUUCACUACAGUGUGUUGUCUAUUUGGAAUAUAGAAACAGUAUCGCCGACUGUCUCCGAUCAAUAUCAGCCGAUGUAUCCAUUCUGUCUUUGACCACAAUAACCUGUUGAGCCGACCUCCAAUCUACAUCAAUAAUUGAUUUGAAAGACAACCAAGGUGGCCGUAAAGGCUAAGUGGCCUCUUCUUUUAUUCAAUUCAAUUCGUGCUGUUUACUUUUUCUGACUGUAUCUAUCUUACUGCUGUCCAGGUCCAAAUCGUGUAUAAAUGAAUUAGGAUAAAAGUAUAGUUGCUGUUGACGAUUGCGUUCGUCAAUAUUCACUAAUUUUUUAGAUUGAGGUCGUGUUUAACAAAUUGUUGUUCAUAAAUGACAACAAAGAUGUAUUGAUGGGGAUAACCCAAGCGACAGCAUUUUAUUUAUCAAAAGCCGAUAAUAACAAUACAUCAAAACUGUAUUUUUAUGUUUUAUUUAAUAUUCUUUGUAUGUCUCCAUAAACUUUUACUGCAACAUCUGUAUGCAUAUUGGCACGUAAAAUAUGUUCCAACUCCAAGCCUAUUCUUCGUUAGCUUAACCAUUUUCAUGUAAAUAAACAAAUCAAAAUUUCAAUACUUCUUAAAUUUCUACUUUGGUACCCACUUUGAUGCAUUUUUCAUUUAAGAUAUCUCUUAUAUCAGCAAAUAUUUACAAAAUUGACGAAUAAUGAAAACGUCCCGAAUUAAAAAUUGUAUUUAAAGGACCCAUACACCAACAGGUAAACAACUGGUGUAGGGAAAGAAGUCAAUUUACCGAUAUGGAUAACGAACGUAAACGUCAACGCGACAGGUUAUUGUGGUCGGCUUUAAUCAACAGGUGACGACUUAUAAUUUCUUAAAGGAUAGAAACAGUGACACCGACCAAUAUUUUUGACGAGUGGAAGCAGUGAUGCCGACUUAAAAUUUCUUAGAUACAUGUAAUGCCUGGCAAUCUUUCAUUUGGGAUAGAAACAGUGACGCCGACGGUUGUUUCCUUAGAGGAUAGAAACAGUGAUGCCGACGGAUGUUUCCUAAGAGGAUAGAAACAGUGACGCCGACGGAUGUUUUCUUAGAAGAAAGAAACAGUGAAGCCGACGUAUGUUUCAUGAGGGGAUAGAAACAGUCACGCCAAAGUGUUUUAGAAGAUAGAAACAUUCCCGUCGACGUAUGUUUCCUUGAAGGAUAGCAACAGUCCUGUCGACGUAUACACAGAUACACAGAUUGUAUUCUGACUUUAAGACUGUAGGAAAAUCCUCUGCUGCCAGCUCAGUACGGUUAGAACUAAUUCUGACAGGAGCAAGGACAUACAAAGUAAAAUCUUAGUGGUUAUUUGAAUACUAUUAAUCGUUAAUAGUUGAGAUGAAAAGUAUGUUUCCUUGAAGGAUAGGAACUGGAAACUGUCACGCCGACUUAUGUUUUCAGAGGAUAGACAGUCACUUCAACGUUUGUUUCCUACGAAAAAGGAAACGGUAACGCCGACGUAUUUUCUCCUAGCAGUAUAGAAGCAGUGGUUCCAACGCCAUGUGUCCCCUAUUUGUUUCAGUGACAUAUAUGAUUCAUUCAGAUAGCAACAACAUGGAUUCUUCUCAUCGUUUCCUCUAAUGUAUCUGAUUCAAUUAGUUUGAAAAGUCCCUGGGUUUAUUAAGAAAAGGAUAAAUGGAUAAAUGAGUAUCCCGUUUUUCUUGUGUUUAAACUAUUUCUCGAGAAAUAGUGCUUUGUGCCAUUGGCAUGUUUCGUUCCUUAAGUCGUUCGGUAGGUUUUGGGUGGGGACGCUGUAUUGCUAUAUUUGGCGCUAUAUUACUAGUUUUAGUAUGUUAUUCUACCAUGCCACACGCUAUAAUGACUCAACCACAGCACUCUCGAUAUACGCAUGACUCGUAUCUUUCAAUCUCCACAAGGAUUGCAUUGCCUUACAUGGACAGACAUUCUGAAAAACAAAUGAGUUCUUCCAGUUCAGACUUACUCAGAAAACAAGCCAAAGACGAAAAUUGUCAGCCAAAAACAUUGUCGUUUCUGACCUACAAACCAAGAUAUCGCACAGCACUGCUUAGUUUUCCUGGAUCUGGCAACACGUGGGUCAGACAUCUUAUACAGGAGCUUACAGGUUACUACACGGGGAGCAUUUACCGGGACACAAGUCUGGCCCAGAACGGGUUUCCUGGUGAAACAGUGCCUGUCCGACAUUCCACUAAGUAUUGUAUUGUAUACAAAAGUCACCAGGCUACCAAAAAAACCCUGAGGAUUUUCAGCAAAGCUUUAAUCAUUUUACGAAAUCCUUUAAAUGCUAUCAAGGCCUAUUUUAAUUAUGAAUUUUCAAGUAAAAUCCAAAAAGAGUUCGGACAAAUCCUGGACGUCACCGAUAGUGAAGGCGGAAACAUGACGUCAUACAACAAACAUCUGAAUCACGCGGACCCGUCUUUAUAUCACACAACAAAAUGGAGAUCAUAUGUGGAUGAUAGGCUGCGGCGUUGGAGGACAAAAAACAUAUUUUGGUUGCAGAACUUCAAACAAAACUGUACGAUUGUUUUAUAUGAAUCUUUGAAGCGUAAUUGUUCAUCAGAACUGUUGAGAAUUGGUAGAUUCCUCGGGAUUCGAGUAAAACCGAAGGACGUGUGGUGUACCAUUGUUAAUAGAGAGGGACAAUUCCACCGCCCUCCAACCAACAAGACGACGUCCAGUGUGGUCAGUCUAAUUACCCCAAACCAACGAGAGGAGAUUCGCAAAUCUGUCUGUGAGGUUUCUAGAGUCGCCAGGAAGCUGGACAUUGAUUUGGACAUAUCUCAGUAUCUGGUCGGAUUAUUGGAAAAAAAGGACACAGUAUGUUAAUCCCAUUGAAUAUCCAAUGAAUAACUAUAUGCACAUGUGUUAUCAAAUACUGUGUUUAAAAAUAAUGGCGGAAUACAAAUACUGAAAAAACAAAUACAUAGUACUUGAGUAUUCAAAAUGUUUAACAACCAUUUACAUAUGAAGAACAUAAACAUUAGAGAAAAAACAACACAUUUGUCAUAUUUGGAUACCUACCAUAAUGGUAUAGAAUAGGCAAAGUUUUCAUUCAACAUAUUACUUCGCGUUAACAAUUUACCAAAAACUUGUAUUCAUAAGCAAUCUCUUCUUAACACACGGAGCAAACUCGAUUCUGAUGAGGUGCACCACCCCAUCGUGCAUUUUCUAUGAACAGUUGUAAGUUAAAUGGACAUUGUCUUCCAUUUGAAAAUGCUUUUUUUUUUAAAUUAUUGAAUAUGUAAAAAUUUUGACGAAUCUAUAUCGUUGAAUCAUUUUUGAAUAAAGUGGUACUGCAAUCUUUGUUUAACCACAUAUUUUAA